AGGAGAUAGAAGCCACACUCCAGAGCUAUUGAAGACGCUAUUGAGGAAUCAGUGGUUCCUAAAGAAGUAUCAACUAAAGAUUCAGCAGUUCACCUUCCAUCUUUCCAGGAUUUUAUAGGUCGAGGUUGGAGUUUAGCUGUCCUGUCUGUCUGCCUGCUUGGUAUACUGAUGUCCCUUUGGAUGCUGGUUUAUGUAAACUUUAAACUAUGUGAUAGAACACUGUCAGGGAACCAGAGUAUGGGCUUGUUGUUGCUGUUGGGGAAUACUGUUGUAUUUGGUUGUUGUGUUCCCUGGAUUCUGCCUCCAUCCUAUACUAUCUGUGCCAUCAGAUAUUUUCUGCAUCCCCUGGCUCUCUGUCUCUGUUUUGGACUUCUCCUCAUGAAAGUUAUGCAGCUGCGGUCCUUAGUUUCAGUAGGAAUAGGAGGCAAAAUACCACAGGUGAACCAGCUCCUGUCCCUCUUCUUCAUCGUGAUGGUGCAGGUCGUCAUCAACAGCGAGUGGUUCAUCAUCAAUAUGCCCCUCACCACCACUUCUACCCUGGGAUACCCACACUGUGCUGUCCCAAAGGAGACCUUCCUGCUCCUUCAUAUAUAUCCUGCACUUCUCCUCAUUCUCGUCUUCCUCUAUUCUAUCUCCGUCUUUAGGAUAAAGAGGAAUUAUAACGAGGGAAGAUGGGUGCUCUGCGCCACCUCUCUAAUCAUCCCAAUCUUCCUAGCCUGGGGUCUAGUGUACUACUAUGCCGGCCAGGAGUAUGAAGAUGCUGCUGUAUCUGUUGCUCUGGUUCUCAUAGGACUGGUUAUCCUAGCCACAGUGUUCCUUCCUAAAAUGCACACCAUUGUUCAACAGAGCAAGUUCAGAAAGCUGAAGCUAAAAACUGGUUCUGAGAGUACAAUGUACACAACGUACAGUGACUACCCCGGAAUGUUCUAUCCAAUGCCGGGAUACGCCCCGCCGUACACGGUGAACCCAAACAAGUACAUAAUAAACCCACCUGUGUACUCAUACCGUUUCAACGGUCUGAACUACCUGACCCACCCGACUACAGCAGCGGCGGCAAGCUGGGUCGACUGGUCACGUGAUCACUCUCCCGGUCUUUACCAUUCUUCUCAGCUAAGUCAGCAUCCCCAUCACAUGAGACGUACAACAAACAAAAGUUCUAACAGAAAAUCAAAAUCUCCAGUCCUGGCGGCCACCUUACAGAAACACAUGAAGAGGUCGCCCAAACAGUGUAUUUCUAAGUCAAGUAAAUUAUCAGGAAAAUCCUACAAAGAUGGACUACUAUUGUGCACAAAUGGACUUGAGAGUCCAUAUUAUGAUGAUAACGCGAGAGUGUAUCAUGUUACACCUUAAACAAUGUUUUGUAUAAAUGUGUUUAAAAUUAAGUGGAUCGGAGUGCUGAAAAUGUGAUUUCAUGCCAGCUUUGGUAGUCCCAAAAUUAUGUAGGAAUUGAAUAUUUUUUAUAUAAAAAAAUAUAACCUUUUUUCAGGACACA
This is a messenger RNA of Eurytemora carolleeae, 1492 nucleotides long. Its product is annotated as G-protein coupled receptor family C group 5 member C. The transcript is spliced from 7 exons. The record is from RefSeq and is a predicted model, not a curated record. Gene Ontology annotation, molecular function: adenylate cyclase inhibiting G protein-coupled glutamate receptor activity. Gene Ontology annotation, biological process: regulation of synaptic transmission, glutamatergic; G protein-coupled glutamate receptor signaling pathway. The coding region runs from base 169 to 1350 and encodes 393 amino acids. NCBI's taxonomy places the organism in Eukaryota, Metazoa, Arthropoda, Copepoda, Calanoida, Temoridae. Gene Ontology annotation, cellular component: membrane.